This is a messenger RNA of Trichechus manatus latirostris (Florida manatee), 2489 nucleotides long. RefSeq names its product N-acyl phosphatidylethanolamine phospholipase D (gene NAPEPLD). Gene Ontology annotation, biological process: N-acylphosphatidylethanolamine metabolic process; N-acylethanolamine metabolic process. The coding region runs from base 394 to 1578 and encodes 394 amino acids. The transcript is spliced from 6 exons. Gene Ontology annotation, molecular function: zinc ion binding; N-acylphosphatidylethanolamine-specific phospholipase D activity. The record is from RefSeq and is a predicted model, not a curated record. Lineage: Eukaryota; Metazoa; Chordata; Mammalia; Sirenia; Trichechidae. Gene Ontology annotation, cellular component: cytoplasm; membrane-bounded organelle.
GCCCCGAGGGCGUACGUGGAAAGUGGUUUCGUACCGUCCAGGGUUGUCUUCCGCGUCUUUGCUGCUUCCUCUUCGGUCUCUGGGUGGAGCAGCCUAUACCCCCCGCUCAGGGGCUCAGUUUGGACUCUUCUGCGAAGUAGAAUAGAACGGGCGGCGCGUGGGUUUUGUCCGGUCCCCAAGCGCUGCCUCAAGCUGGAGAUGCUGCACUUGUGAGUGGCAUGGGUUCUUUUGAGUUUCCGCACGUCGAGAGUUGCGGAGCCUGCAUUUCAGAAGCUGCGUGGGUCCUUGGAAACCUCUCUGUUCUCUCACUCUCACUGUUAAUCACUCCCAAAGCAACUUGGAUUCCAGGGUCUUCGUCUCCAUUGGGUGUGGAGUCAUUCUUCACCAAAGGACAUGGAUGAAACUGAAAGCAAUCAGUUCCUGAUGACGAGUAGCCAAUAUCCUAAAGAAGUAGUAAGAAAACGCCAAAAUUCAGCACGGAAUUGUAGAGAAAGUGAUUCUUCUGGAUUUUCCAGGAAAAGCUUCAAACUGGAUUACAGAUUAGAGGAAGAUGUAACUAAAUCAAAGAGAGGAAAAGAUGGGAGAUUUGUUAACCCUUGGCCAACAUGGAAAAAUCUCUCUAUUCCAAAUGUUCUCAGAUGGCUGAUAAUGGAAAAAGAUCACAGCAGUAUUCCUUGUUCCAAAGAGGAACUUGAUAAAGAACUCCCCGUGCUUAAACCAUAUUUUAUUGAUGACCCUGACGAAGCUGGAGUGAGGGAAGCUGGCUUAAGAGUCACAUGGCUAGGACAUGCAACGGUAAUGGUGGAAAUGGAUGAGCUCAUAUUUCUUACGGACCCCAUCUUCAGCCAUCGUGCAUCACCGUUGCAGUGGAUGGGUCCAAAGCGCUUUCGUCACCCUCCAUGCGCAAUAAGUGACCUUCCCCCGAUAGACGCAGUCCUUAUCAGUCACAACCACUAUGACCACCUGGACUACAAUUCUGUCAUUGCUCUGAAUGAACGAUUUGGUAAUGAGUUGAGGUGGUUUGUGCCUUUGGGUCUCCUUGACUGGAUGCAAAAAUGUGGCUGUGAGGAUGUGAUUGAGCUGGACUGGUGGGAGGAGAAUUGUGUCCCCAGGCAUGAUAAUGUCACUUUUGUGUUUACACCUUCCCAGCACUGGUGUAAGAGGACUCUAACGGAUGAUAAUAAUGUUCUGUGGGGCAGCUGGUCUAUCUUGGGGCCUUGGAAUAGAUUCUUUUUUGCAGGAGAUACUGGUUAUUGCACUGCUUUUGAAGAGAUAGGAAAAAGAUUUGGACCUUUUGACCUUGCAGCUAUUCCCAUUGGAGCUUAUGAACCAAGGUGGUUUAUGAAAUACCAGCAUGUAGACCCAGAAGAAGCUGUAAGGAUCCACAUUGAUGUUCAAACAAAGAAAUCGGUGGCAAUUCACUGGGGAACUUUUGCCUUAGCAAAUGAGCAUUACUUAGAGCCUCGAGUGAAACUGUGUGAAGCUCUAGAAAGAUAUGGACUUAACACUGAAGAUUUUUUUGUCUUGAAUCAUGGAGAAUCAAGAUACCUGAACACUGACAGUGAAAACGUCAAAUAAAUAAGGGUACAAGGGCUUUUAGUGGAAAAGGUCUCAUCUGAUUUGAAUUUGAGAAACAAAUGAAAAGACUAAGAAAUUCAUCAGCAUUAUGAUUUUUUACAUUUGGAAACAACUUCUGCAAGAUUGUGUUUCGUGUCUUGUAUAAUAACUUGCUUACUUAAAUAUGAUUACCAGUUUAUAUAAAUAAAUAAGGUGAGUGGAUCAUUUAAAUAAUGAAUUAGCUAAUGUGGAUUUUAAAUCUAUCAAUGAUAUAAGCAUCGCAAUAGAAAUUUCUUUACUAAAGCAUUCUGCUUUAGUUGUAGAAUUUUCUGAGGUUAUGAAAAAACUGAUAUUAAAGACUCAUUCAUAUUCUGUUCUUCAGGGCACUGUACAAAGUGAGUUAAGACCAUCUACCUAGGUUUUUUUCAGAGGCCUGCACAUUAAUAUAAACAUGUUUCUUAUAUUCACAUUAUAGUAAUUGAUGAAAUCUACUCCCACAUGCUUAUAGACACGGCAGUUCUUGCUGUAUCAAUAUUAGUAUAUAUGCCAAAUGUUAAGUCAUUUUUUUAAAGCAUAAAAACAUAGGGACAUAGGGGUUUGGGCUAAGUUACUAUUUUUUAGAGACUUGACUUUUUUAAAAGAGGGGGCAGUAUAUUCUAGUGCACGACUACAACCUCCAAGUCAAAAGCCCUGAGUUGGCCAGAGGAAGGGAAAGAGUGUGGUUCUAAGAACAUCAUUUAAGACUUUUUUUUAAUCUGAAAGAUCUGCUAAGCACAAAUAUUAGCUACAAGGAAAUACUUUACAAAGAUAAAUGCAGGUUUUAAAUAUUAAUAGAUCAUACACUUUAUAUUUUAUUCUAUUUUCUCUACUUACACUCCUUUUUUAUUUCUUGGGUCUAUCAAUAAGAUACAUUUUAUAAAUAUUGUUUUACA